Molecule: messenger RNA, 3636 nt
Organism: Juglans microcarpa x Juglans regia
Lineage: Eukaryota; Viridiplantae; Streptophyta; Magnoliopsida; Fagales; Juglandaceae
Product: putative pentatricopeptide repeat-containing protein At1g13630
Exons: 5
Coding region: 155-2500 (781 amino acids)
Molecular function (GO): protein binding
Source: RefSeq, a predicted model, not a curated record
UCGCCUAUUGAACCUAAAAGCUUCUUCAAAUCCCAAGCCCCCUCUCAACACCCUGCAACUUCUGCGUCCCUCUCCACUCAAUUGUCCCAAAUUUUCCCGGGAAACAAACAAACGAGCGAACUGCUCCUUUUCCUAAAACCCUAGCCCCCAGUCAAUGCUCCACCACCUACGCCAAUGGAAGAACCCUCUCCAUUUCCCAGCAAGAUUCCGAACCCUUCUUCCCCUCUCUUCCAUCCUCUUCACCAAACCCUCGGUCUCCGCCGCAAAGCUUGAAGACGAGCCCGCCAGUUCCUCCGCCAUUCCAAACACUAGCGACACGGUUGGAGAAAUUCUCGCCGGUUUAAGGAGCUUCGGCUUGAUAAGAUUUUUCUGUGGGGAUUAUUUUCGGACUGUCGUUCUAACGCUGAAUUGGACUCAGGUGGAUCAGAUUAUCGAUGUACUGAGGGUUGAGAGUCCCGACUUUGCUGUGGAUUUUUUCCAUCUGUUAAAGGAUAGGUAUCAGUUUCGGCAUUCGAGGGCUUCGCGGUUCAUUGUUUCGCAUGUUCUGGCGGAGAAAAAGCGGUUCAAGGAGAUGCAGUUGGUUAUAAAGCAAAUGGUAGAAGAGGAAGGCUCUGGUUCCGCACCUUCACUUUGUGAACUGCUUCUCAAUAGCUUCAGGGACUGGGAUUCGAAUACUGUGAUUUGGGAUAUGCUAGCAUUUGGUUAUUCGAGAUUUGAGAUGGUUCAAGAUGCUCUCUUUGUUCUUGCCAAGAUGAAAGAUCUGAACAUGCAUGCAUCAAUACAAACAUAUAACAGUCUGUUGCACAACUUGAGGCGGACUGAAACCAUGUGGGAUAUGCAUACUGACAUCAAAGUUAGUGGAACUCCUCAGAAUGAGUACACUCAUUCCAUAAUUGUAGAUGGCCUCUGUGAGCAAUCCAGGCUACAAGAUGCAGUUUCGUAUCUGCAGGAUGUCGAAGGGAAGGAUACCGGACUUUCCAUUGUUUCUUUCAAUACCAUCAUGUCAAGGUUCUGUACAUUGGGUUUUGUAGAUGUUGCAAAGUCAUUUUUUUGUGUGAUGCUCAAGUAUGGAAUUUUUCCCGAUUCAUACAGUUACAAUAUUCUCAUUCAUGGGCUAUGUGUAGCAGGUUCCAUGGAAGAAGCCUUAGAGUUCAAAAAUAACAUGGAGAAGCAUGGUGUAGUGCCUGAUAUAGUAACCUACAAAAUUCUUGCUAAGGGGUUUCAACUACUUGGAUUGAUGAGUGGGGCCUGGAAGGUCAUUCAAGACAUGCUGCUUAAAGGGUUUAAUCCAGAUCUAGUUACAUAUACAAUACUGAUAUGUGGGCAUUGCCAGAUAGGCAAUAUUGAUGAAGGCCUUAAGUUGCGGGAAGAGAUGCUUUCUCGGGGUUUUCAGUUGAGCAUAAUAUCAUACAGUAUAUUGCUUAGCAGUUUGUGUAAAAGUCAGCGGGUUGAAGAAGCAUUAAGAUUGCUUUAUGAGAUGGAAACUUUUGGCUUGAAACCAGAUACUAUAACCUAUUCUAUCCUCAUUCAUGGCCUCUGCAAGAAAGGAGAAGUCCAGAGGGCCAUCCAUCUAUAUGAGGAAAUGUGCUCGAGGAGAAUAUUUCCAAAUUAUUUUACCCAUGGAGCCAUUUUGUUGGGUCUGUGUGAGAAAGGGAAUAUAUCAGAGGCAAAGAACUAUUUUGAUAAACUGAUAGCAAAUGACUUGGUGGAUAAUAUAGCGCUGUAUAAUAUCAUGAUGAACGGGUUUGUAAAACAUGGUAAUAUUGAAAAAGCCGUGUUAUUAUACAAAAGAUUAGUUAAAAAAGGGAUUACUCCUAGUAUUGUCACUUUCAAUACUCUUAUUCAUGGAUUCUGCAAAAACAAUAAGUUAGGUGAGGCUCGAAGCCUUUUGGACAUUAUCAGGCUUCAUGGAUUGGUUCCAAGUGUGGUUACUUAUACCACUCUCAUGAAUGCAUACUGUGAGGAAGGGAAUAUGCAGGGCAUGCUUGAAUUGCUUUGGGAGAUGGAAGCAAAAGCUGUUAUGCCUACUCAUAUUACUUACACCAUACUUAUUAAGGGACUAUGCAAACAGAGGAGGUUGCAAGAAUCUGUUCAAUUACUUGAGGAUAUGCGUGCUGUGGGUCUGUCUCCGGAUCAAAUAACAUAUAAUACAAUUAUCCAGUGUUUCUGUAAAGCUGGUGACACAAGAAAAGCUUUUCAGUUACACAAUGAUAUGCUACUGCAUAAUUUGGAGCCUACUUCUGUCACAUAUAAUGUCCUCAUUGAUGGUCUUUGUAUUUAUGGAGACCUGAGGGAUGCUGACAGGCUACUGGUUUCUAUUGAGAAUCAAAAGCUCAAUUUGACAAAAGUUGCUUAUACCACGUUGGUUAAAGCACAUUGUGCAAAGGGGGAUGUGCGUAGGGCAGUAGUAUUCUUUCGUAAAAUGGUGGAGAAGGGUUUUAAAGCAUCAAUCAGAGAUUACAGUGCUGUGAUCAAUAGAUUGUGCAAAAGUGAUGCUUAAUGCUUUCCAUCAGGAAGGUGAUCUAGAUUCAAUUUCUGAACUACUUGGUGAGAUGAUCAAAUUUGGAUUGCUUCCUGAUUAAUCCAUGGGACAUGAUGAUUUUCAUGCAUCCAACUGUUAGAAAGAACCUUUCUUGGCUGAUAGGGAAGUCAGUAUGUGAGGUAUAAUACAACACUACUUGCAUACGUCUCAUAGUCAUUUUUUAAAUACUCUAUUAAAUUAGGGUUUGCUUAUUCAUCCCUCAAUUUUUUUCUUGUUUCAUUUCUCUUUUGAUAAGUGAAAGCUAAAUAUACCAAGCACCAAAUUUUUAAGCAAUUUAGGUUGGUGAGGAGUUUAAAAAUUCUUUCUAUCACCGAUUUUUGCUCACGCUUGAUAUGUUUAUGACAUUGUAAGAAACUAAUAUAACCCUGCCACGUAACUCAUCCAAUGGUAUCUAAACAUCCAGAAGACUGUCAAAUAAAAUGUGAUCCAAGACAAACAUUGCCAGGUAUCAUCUUGUCCUAGAUCAUGGCAAAGAAAGUUAUAACCACCAUCUUGUUUAUCCUUUCACAACUAAUGAAUACUUUGGUGAUUUAGCUUGUGCUUGUAGAUGGUUGUCAUUACCACAAACAACCAGGAUAUCACCAAAGGCAGAUAGUGCUAAAUAGGUAUUUUACAUCCAUUUGAUUUCAUGGCUGCUUUGUAGGGCGAUAUCCGGCUAUGUCCUGUUGCAGGCCCUUUCGUACAGGCUUCAAAGGCAAUCUCACCACACCAGUUUGCAAAUGAAAAAACUUGCUGAAUUUAUCUUCUGGACAGUGCACUAUACGAGAAAUCAUUGAUAAUAUCUUUCAUCUCGGAUUCUUAAAGUUUGGAAGGAAGAGCAUCACAACUAGCAUAUACUUUGCACCUGCCUAAUGACAUUCUUCCUGAAACCAGACCUGAUGUGGUCUGGCACCCACUUUGGAUGGACUAACUUGGAAUGGCGAAGCUAAUUAGUAGUUCACUAUUUGUGAGGUAUAUAUGCAAUAGUAGUUUAUUAUUUUCUUUUCUUUUCGAACCAAACAUGAUAUUUAUAUCAUCACUACUUGUAUGUGCUGCUUCUAAUUUAAAGCAGCUCGUAAGAGUCUGAAAUGACAAAUUUACCCCUUUUCCUUGUC